UGGAUAGAACUGUAACUACAUGUUAUGAUUCAUGUCCUGUCCAUGCUGUGUUAAGCACUCAUUCAGUUCACCUGCCACGCCUGAUUGCUUACCUGUUCCACCUGGGCCUUGCCCUACUUAAACACCCCUCAGCCUCUGCUUCCCUGCCAGAUUAUCGACAACCACGAGCCAGUAGAGAUCCAGCGUUUCCUGCCAAGCCUUCUGUGUUUCUUCGACCCCCCUUCUGACCACGGAUUUACCCCUCCUGCCAAGCCCUUCACGGAUCCCUUCUAUUCUGGAUUUCUGGACCCUGACCCAAGCUCUGCCUCACGACCACCGAUUACCGCCUGCCCCUCUAAGCUAAGUCUGCUCUCUGUCCUCCUGUGUAUGACCUCUGCCUGUUUUUCGACAAAGUCUCUGGGUGCUGCAUCUCGGAUCUCCCCGUGGAGAUCUUCCUUGCCUCCACAGAAGCCUGUUCCUCUGGUUUCCUGCAUCUCCCUGUCAUCAGACCCUCUGUUCCUCUGCCCCACCCGUCCACUGCUCUACAGGUCCAGCCUGCAUCUCUCCUCACCACCUCAAACCCCUAAUCAUGACAGAAGGACCCGACCACAAAACAGUGAGGAAUGCAUACUCCAUCAACGUGGACCCAGCGGACUGGUCAGCGUUGAUGAAAGACGUCAAGCGCUACGCUAACGAGGUAGCAAAGCCUUACGACCUGGUCAGUCGCCUCAGCACUGCCACCCGGAUAUUGACCAGGUUGGAACAAUGGCUCCCUUGGCACUCGCAUAGGGGUCUGGAGUAUCUGUUCCAGGAGACCGACUGGGAAUUUCGGACGGCGAGGGCGGUGUUGGCAGGAGAACCUCUACCAACCAGGCCUGUCAACUCCCUAUUUCCCAGUGCGGACCCAGCGCCAUCCGCUCCUACUCCUGCUCCAGCCUCCGUUCCUGCUUCAGCUCCUGCUUCUACUCCGGUCUCACCUCCGCCUGCUCCAGUGUCCGUUCCGGCUGGAGCACCAGCCUCAGCUCCACCGGUUCCUGCCUCAGAGUCUGCCUCCGAGUUGGAUUCAGCUCCAGUUUCCGUUUCAGCUAGACUGCCCGCCACACCUCCAGCUGCACCCACAGGUGACUCGGCUCCUCCUGUUGCCACCCCGGUCUCUUCUCCUCCAACCAUCGUCCCCAUGAUUAUGGGGUUCCAGGCGGCCAAGCUGGCGCCUGGACGUCAGGCGGCUCGUCUGGCAGCAUGGCCCGCCCCAGCGAGAUUCCCCGCUGUCCCUCCUGAGCCUGCCGCUGUUGCGGCGUCCCCGCCGCCCAAGCCUGUGAUUCCUAGUGCUCCCUGCGCUCCGUCCAAGCCUCCUAGUGCUUCCUGCGCUCUGUCCGAGCUUCCGCCCAAGCCUCAAGCCAGUCCGCCCGCCUACUUUUUGUACAACACAAUAACAAUCCCUGUCGGGAUUUAGGUUUUUCUGAGUUCUCUGUAUGUUUAGGAUUCUGUCUUAUUUUGAUCCUGUUCCCUGUGAGUCCUGUCUUCCCUGUUGAUUUCUCCCAGCUGUGUCUACUUCCCUGAUUACCCUCCUGGUAUAUUUAACACCACCUGUUGUCUCUGUCCUUUGUCGGGUCCUCGUCAAUGUUACGUCCGUUGUCCGUCGUAAGUCUUUUGUCGUUUGUCUGCGCGCCAUCACAGUCGAACUGUUAAGUCCUGUGUUGGUUCCUUUCGUAUUCAGUCUUCAGUUUUUUAUUAUGA
Messenger RNA from Poecilia reticulata (guppy), 1716 nucleotides. NCBI's taxonomy places the organism in Eukaryota, Metazoa, Chordata, Actinopteri, Cyprinodontiformes, Poeciliidae. The record is from RefSeq and is a predicted model, not a curated record.